UCUCAACAUGUGAUUUUCUGCCAUCAGCCAUCAGUCGGAAUCUGAACGUUGCCCGGUAUUUGCAUUCCCGUUAAAGUCGAUAGUGAAUACUCGCGAAAGUGGACUGAAUAUUUAAAUAAGUUACACUGAAAUGUGUUGAUCACCGAAACUCGAACAAAUUUCCUUAGGACGGGUACAACAUAUGCCCAAAAAUCGAAACCCGUUGGAACCGGGUUGGAAAUUUUUCCACAUUGCAGUCUCGCCUACUCGGAUUCUGGUGGUCUUGUGUCAAAGACAGUGGUGUUGGUGAAGUGGCGUGCGCGAAGAAGAGCAAAGAAGGCCAAAUAAAAGUGUGUACCAGAGGUGAACAGAAAAUAAAAAGUCGUGCAAACCACGGCGGUGUGCUUUUCUGUUUUGUGGGUCGGAAAAUAUCGAAAUUUCUGCGGAAUUAUCAAAAGCCGUGCAGUGAAAAUAAUGUGCAUCGUUUGUAAAACAACUGGAGCAGGCAGAGCCGUCUAGGAGUAACUACUUUACGGUGAAAUUCCGGGUCAAAUGUGACUCGCCAGCAGAGCAAGGAAAAAUAGCAACCUAAUCAAACCCUUCCCAGCGGGACGAUCUCGGUUCUGGAGUUGUGGCUAAGCAGCACCCAGAACCGAGAUUCUUAAACUAUAGAACAACAGCCAGCAGUCCUCUUUAAGCUAUAAGCAAUAUAAGCCGCAUGAAGAAUAGGCAGUAGGUGUACAACACAGCCCAGCAUGGAGUCCCGGUUCGUGAACGUUUCGGCGGUCAGGACAGCGCCCACGUCGGUGCACUUUGUCGGUGCGAGAGCCAGCGCCGGAUACGCUCCGAUCCUGCCAAAGAUUGCCCCCGAAAGAUCGAUCCACAGCCUGCAGUACAGCAUACCGGCAGUGCAGCACCACUACGGGAACGCGUUCGAUGACGACGACGAAGGUGGCUUCCCAAUCGGCGGACUUAACGGGUACGGCCAAGGCUCGGCCGACGGAGAGUAUUACAACGAUGAGGAAGACGAAGAAGAAGUUGAUGAGGACGUUGAAAUGUCCCCCGCUAUCGAGGUGAUAUCGAUUGAUCCCAACUGUGAUUAUGAUUCAGAAGAGGAAGAAGAUGACGAUGAAGAGGAGGAGCAGCAGCAAACUGUUGUGAUGGAACAACAACAGAUUUCAACCUUACAGCAAGAGGAACGCUAUUCAACGCCCAUGGUGGAAGAUGAGUCAACCCUGGUGGCAGCAUCCUCGCCGCCACCAACACCACCACAGCAGUGCGAACAACACCGAGUGUCGUCUCCGGAGGAACCGGUCGAAGAACAUGCCCAAAUAAUCCAGGAGGAGGAUGUUAUAGAAGAUCUAGAAAGUGAUGAUAUUGAACCGGAGUUGCAAAAUCUGCGACGUGAUUCCGAGGGAGAUGAAUCCGAUAACGAGAGUACCAGUGGCAACGAGAGCAGUCGCAGCGGAAGCAAACGAAGCAGCUGCUCAUCAAGCUCCAGCAAUAGCAGUCGAAGUAGCAGCACGUCCACCGCUUCCAGCCAUCCCAGUGACUAUGUCCCGCACUCGGACCAGGAGGAUGACGCUGACAUGGGACAGGCCGAGAAUCUGGCACAGGUUAUCGAGCGCCGCAAGCUGAUUGCCAUCGAGCGUCGGAAACGAACGACGAGUAUCAACCGAAAGUCGUUUUCGUUACCGCAGUCUCCGGUGGCGACAGGAGCCGCCAGUCUGAUGCAUGAAAUUACAAGCUUAAGCUUCGAGGAUUUGGACGUAUCGGCCAUUGUGAACGAUUUGAGUCCGUUGAAAACGGUGGUACGAGCGAGCGAGUGCGACGACAAGUUGGUUGCUGAACUCGCUCAAAACAACUUCGAUUUGGCCGCGUACAUAACCGAGGACGAUUUUGGCACGACGGAUUCAGCAGAUUCAAACGCGAAUCGUGAUCAAAAGCAGCAGUCUGCCCAGAAAAAGUCUCCCGUAAAAAAACAACCCAAAUCACGUGGCAAACAGAUUAAAAUGCUUCGUGAGUUGAUGAUUUCCCCGAAACACGACAACACGAACGACGAGUCCGGAGGGGUGAGAAGGAGUUGUACAAACAAAGCUAAGCGGAUAGUGGAAAACAGUGAAUCUGAGAGCGAAGAGUCCGAAGCGGAAGGAGACAGCAAAGUGUGCGGCAACAUUUUCGGCAUGGAACGCGUUAUAAGCAAGCCGAAGCGCAAGGAAGACGAUGUCAAGACAGAUCCAACAUGGAAUCCCAACGGGGCACCAUCGAACAAGGCCGUACCAAACAAGAUGCUUCCAGGAUCGCGAGGAACCGGUGCCCCUCCAGCGACUGCCCUUCCUUCAGUGGUCGCAAAAAGUGAACCCAAGAGCAGUCCACCUUCAACCAAUCCACCCGAAACGUCUAAAAAUUCAAACUCGGCCAACACCAAAAGCAAACCCUUAAGCGCCGGAUCGCAACUGGCACGCAACAAGAUGCUUUCUCUGAUGGCAAAGAACAGCCCUCUCGUGAAGGCCCACAAGCACAGGCCACAGUCCAGCGGGAGCCAACCCAAGCCGGUGGACAAAAAGCCCGACCAGCAAUCCAAACCGAAGCCAGUGCCGGCGUCAAACAUCAAGCUGGAUCAUGACUAUUGCUCACCAAAGAAAGCGCAAAAACCGCCGACGGUUGUCGUGCCGCAGCGAAAAACCAUUGAAAUUCCGUUCCUCCUACCCACGAUGGACCAGCUGCGGAAGAAUAGAAAGCUCUCGAAAAGCAAGAAAGAGUUGCUAAAAGCAAGCAUAAAAACGGGUGAAAACUGUGAUAAAAAGAGUCAAAAGAUUGAAACUGUUUCCAAUAGUGGAGCGACCAGCAGUGUGGACCACAAACCACCCGCGAUUGUUCCCGUUGUUGUUGUUAAAGAAGAACCAGCUGAUGUGAAACCACUUCAAGUCCAGGUGCCGACGCAGCAGAAGCAAGUGUCGUUACUCAAAAUCAAUCAAAACAAACCAAAUGGAGUGCAAACUAUCAAAACUGAGGAUGGUCAGUUUGCGUUAAAGUUAGAACCGCAACCAGUCAAUGCAACUAGCAGCUGUAGUAAUGAAAGUAUGGUCAAGGUGAAGAAAAAACUUAAUCUAGAAGAAUACAAGAAAAGACGUGAACUGCCCUUUGAUGAGUCCAUCUGUGUGUCUAUACCGGUAACGGAGAGUAGUAGUAAGAGUAGCAUAGGCAGCGUGUCCACUACGAGUGAGUCAAGUGGCAGACAGGAAGAGGUCGUUUGCUCAUCAUCGCCAGCCGCGGCACAGUGUGUCCAGUCCCAGCCGGCGGAGGUUAAGCCCCACGCUAAAGUGCCCCUGGAUCCCAUAUCUGCGGCGAAGCUCAAAGCACUUCGAAUGCAGCAGCUCAAGCGGGAAGCCGCGAUCAAAUCGAACGAAGCCAAGAUCAUUCCAAAAACUGUUCCGCAGAUUGUCCCGUUGGCGGAGAUCACUUCGAUGCAGUUUGACGAACACGGCAAUCCGAUACCGUACGACAAAAACGCGGACAACGACGGUGCGAGUACAAAGUUGCACGCCGACUACGAAGAAAUUAUCAUCGUGUCGAUGGGAUGCAACACCGAAGUCACGAUCCAUCCGCGCGAGGUCGUCGAGGAAGUGGCCAAGGUGAGCCGUGCGGUUUCGCAAGAGCAGGACAUUCCAAAGAAUGGGCUCCUCUCCGACAUCACUGCCACGAUCAAGCGGUGUCAAUCGACAGUUCCUACAAUCAUCUCGAGUAGUUCGCUGAUUUCCAGCAUUAAGGAAGUCGUGAUCAAGAAGGAAACCACCAGUAAGACUGAAGCAGCUCCCAUCGAAAAGCGCGCCGUUGGGGGAGGUCAAGCGAACCAGCAGAGCUCGCCCAACAUUGGCGUUUCGCCGAACAAUGCAUUUUCUCCCGGCAAGCCGGAACGAGCCGGCGGUGCGUAUGACGAAUACGAAGAAGGUCAGUUGCAGCAGUCGUCUCCCGAGGAGAAGCCAAGCAAACCGACCGAGCACGGAGAAGACAAAAUCAUCAUGCAUUUACGCAAGGAUCGGCAACGGUCGAAGGGUGUUUCGAUAGCGAUUCAAACGGCGCCACUGAGCCAAUUUCCAGACCUUAAAAGACUGUCGCCGGUGAAGACGAAACCCCGAACCACUUCGCGGAGUAGCUGUGGAUCAGCAACGCGCAGCAGUCAACGCAGUGCCGAAGAUGACAGAAGUCGGACGCGUCGUCAGUACCGUAAGCGGCACAGUCGCAGUUCUUCCUCGGAAGCCGAAACUCGCAACCGAUCCUCAAACUCGUACAGCCGAAGCCGGUGCGGUAGUUCACGACGAAGGACUCGUUCGCGGUCAAGAUCCUACCGGGGGCGCAGCCGAAGCGAUUCACAGCGGCGUCGUUACCAAGAGAGAGACUAUUCGCGUCGUAAUCGGUGCAGCAGACGACGGCGCAGGUCCCGCAGUGAAUCUUCCGAUUAUACCUCGAGUAGUGAUUCUUCGUGCUCUCGAUCGCGGUCACGUUCGAGCCGAUCGGUGUCCCGUCCCUCCUCACGACUUUCCCCGCACCCGAGAAACGCAUCUCGCACCGAGUAUCGACGCCCUGCCAAUGUCUCGCCAGAACGCAAGAUCGUGUACGUCGGACGUUUGGAGGCAGCGUUGAAGCGAGAUGACCUGAAGCGAAAGUUCAUGCAGUACGGUCGCAUCAAGCAGGUCACGCUGCACUACAAGGAAUCAGGUGCAAAAUACGGGUUUGUGACGUUUGAAAAACCCCAAGACGCCUACAAGGCCAUUGAUUCGAGCUCGGGCGAUCCUAACUUGGCCGAGUACGAUGUCAGCUUCGGGGGUCGACGUGCGUUCUGUCGCACGGAAUACGCCGAUUUAGAUGGUGACCUGUCACAAAACCACGAAAUGCCGUAUUUCACACCGGAUGGUGCCGUGCUGAUGCCACCUGCCCCGAUUGCUCCCAUGACACGUAAAGAUGAGGGCGAAUCCUUCGAGGAUAUGCUGAAGAAGCUCAAGAAGGAGAUUAACGCGAAAAAGCCGCGUAAAACGUGACCUCCGGGCAACGAAGGCGUCGUUGUUAUUGCACAACCGUGUAGUGCCUGCUAGUCGUACUCCAGUGUGACCAGGCUUACCAACAAAUUGUGGAUAUUUAACGUUAUAUACCUCGAGAUACAGUUACUUCUAUUCUUUGUUUUUGCCAGGUUUUGUUUGAAAAUUAAACAAUUUUUUUUUCUUCAAUUGUGUGGCUAUUGCGCAAACAAGAAGGUCCAUUAGCAGUUCAUCUAUUUCAAGCUACCCUUUUUUACCGUCGAUUACAAAAAUCGAACAUUUAUUUGUAAUGAAUUGUUCUAGUUAGUUGUGCAAUUAGGUUGGUAAUAUUGUGUUCUUUUUUUUCUCUUCGCAGUAGAAUAUUUUAGUUCGUAGAGCAAGUUAAUUCAGUUUAUAAACAAAAAGGUGCCAUUGAACUACAACCAUUUGAAAUAAUAUUCAACAUUAUACGCUCAUCAAAAUAGCCGCAGAAUUUAUGGAAAAGAAAUGUUUGUUGCAAAUUAAUUUGCCUACGAUCAGCUCGUGCUUUGCAAUUACAAAUAUCUGCUUGAAAUUUCCGGAAAAAAAAAAUAAAUAAAUUUCGCUAGAAAGUUUCGCUAACUAGAAUCUACAAUUUAUACAGAAGCUGCUAAUGGUUUAUUGUAAAACGUUCCGUAGUUAAAGAGUACAGUAAAAAA
This is a messenger RNA of Culex quinquefasciatus (southern house mosquito), 5692 nucleotides long. It is a transcript of the gene srl, whose product is annotated as nucleolar protein dao-5. Gene Ontology annotation, cellular component: nucleus. The transcript has 7 exons. The record is from RefSeq and is a predicted model, not a curated record. The coding region runs from base 735 to 5018 and encodes 1427 amino acids. Lineage: Eukaryota; Metazoa; Arthropoda; Insecta; Diptera; Culicidae. Gene Ontology annotation, biological process: positive regulation of transcription by RNA polymerase II. Gene Ontology annotation, molecular function: transcription factor binding; RNA binding.